UGCCCCACUCUGUGCGUUUGUUUGGGGUUGUGGGAUGUGCCUCCGGGUGUCUUACACUUCCUAGCGCUUUCGGGUUCUCUGUGAGAUUUCUAUGACGUUCACCCUUUAUGGAUGCUAUCCUGAGUGCAGUGUUUGGCUCUUGCUUGCUUCUGCUGCUGCUGCUUCUGCUGUUUGUGGUGCCAACGUUUGAAAGGUCAUGGGGUGGGGAGGCUCUGAAUGUCCCAAGUGCCUUUUUGCCUUGUAAAGAGCUCCUGGGCAGUCAGCAAGUUGUCCGUGUGUGCUUUGACCAGAAAACCUGCUGCGGCACUACCUUGAGUUUCGUCCUGGUUUCUUCCCUAAAGAGAAUUGUCGACUGUGUUAUUGUUAACAGUGUGUCCUUAGGAACAGGGUUCUAGUUCCCUCUGUGGAAAGGAGUGUGUAGGGUUAUUUAUACUCAUUGUUCUGUUACUUUCACCCAAAUAGUUCGGUCAAAGGCUGUACUCUAAGCUCGGAGUACUGGCCACUGACUUUGUAACUAUGUAGCCAAACCGUGCGGUUUUUGGUGACUGUGGACACACUCUCUACCUUUGCUCUCUCACCUAUUGCAGCUAGAGCCCUGAGAAUGUUAGCACUUCGCUAUUUAGCUUGCCGGGGCAGCUGGAAGAGGAGUUAAGUAAGAAAUGGAAAGCAUAUUAAGCUUGUGUUCCUGAAAUGCGAGGAUACGACCGAGGGGGCCGUAGGGGCAACUGUGAAGCCAACUGUGGCUUAACAAUGCUUGACUUGGGCCAUUUGGACCCCUGCACUCUUAUUGGUCAUUUUCUUAAAGUCUGUGGUUAGAUACUGUCCCGGAAAACCUGCCCCGGUGUUAUCUCGCUUAGGCAUGGAGGCCUGGGUUUUGCUUGUCUGGGAUGCAGUUGCUUUGGGGUAACGUCUGGGAACUGAUGGGUAUGUGUUCACCAGGCACAUUGGUUGGGAGGUGAGAGUGGUGUUUCUGUGAACUUAAUCUUUAGAUUUAUUCCCUAAGUUGUAGCAUGCAGAUGUAGCAUGCAGAUGUAGUGUUUCUAUUAAGCGGUUGUGGUGAUGUGAUUUCUUCUAACUAUGCUUCUUAUGUGAUUUUCUUUUCUUUCUUUUUUUCCCCCCUUUCUGGCUGGAAUGAUGCUAAGAAGUCUCCUGGGAAUUACUUCUGCAUGAAACAAUUCCCAGUUCUCUGACUCUUUAUUUUCAACUUCGGGUGCUCAGAAUUAAAGUUGGAACGAACAUAGGAGUAAAGUUCUGAUUGUAAACAUUGAUGGAGACAGAGAAAGGUGUAGGCUACACUGUCAAACUUGCAAAAGGCUACUGAUUACUUUUUGAAUCCAAAUCCUCUUAGCCUUUUACAUUGAUGAAUUUAAAUUAACUUAAAAAACAUCUCAGGGUUUGCUUCUGACUUUAAAUGUGUGGUUUCACAUAAUUUCUACUAAAAGACAUUUUGAAAUCUUCUUAUUACUUAGUACAGUGGGGCAUUUACUUUUGUUGCCAAUAGUCUUCAAAUUGCAGCUCUAAUCUGCUUUAACUAUCUGGAUGAAUUGCCCUAAUCCACUGCUCACAAUGCUGUGGUUAAGGAGUCAGAGCUAUUUGAUUGGAUCCACUGGCUGCUGGGAAUGUGGGAGGUUCUGGCCUUUUGCAUUCCUCUUAGCCUUUUAAUCUUCCAGCCAAAUGUUCACAUUCAACAAUUUUGUUUAGCUGGCAAUCGGAACAUUUCAGGAUCUCAAAGGCUGCUGUCAUGGCAACUGAGAUUAGUGCCUGGUGUCGGUUCUCCAGUUUGUGUUCCUUUUCCUUCCCAGUCACAGAGGGAAGUGGUUGAAGAAUGAAGGCGCUGAAUUAUUCACACGCAUGCAAUGCGUCUUCAGGCAGAGCAGUAAUAAGUGGCAUCGUAGGAAUUCCACAAAUGAAGAGCAAACAAGUCAUGCUGGGGGGCGGGGGUGGGUGGAGGUGGGGGAGGGAACAGAGAGAACCUUGCCUUGCAGUGUGGAAGCUAGACACCAACCUCAGCCACCAGAGUUGGCCCAGAAAUCAUUUUAGGAUGGUUUCAUGGCCCUGGAGCCUACACUGCUAGCCACUCUUGUCAGGCUGAGAUGUUGGCUUGGGAUCUUAAACAUUGUUUCUUAAGCGCUGUCCUCCCCAUCCCCCAGAAGACUUCAUAAUACCAUCCUUGCCUCUCAGAGAUGGCAACUCCCUGGCAUGAAUACCACCCAGGGAAGGAAGCCUAAUUUCACUAACUAAUGGUUCUAUCAAAUUAGGCUUUUUAGACAAUGCUUCUAAAUGGCAGAAGGAUGCCUGUUUAGGAAGCAAGAACUUAGUAGGGCACACUUCCCUUGAAAACAUGCUUCACAUCUGAGGCAUCUUUAAAGAAGUUUUUUAAGAAAACAUUCUAUAUGUUUUAUGUUCAACAUAGUUGAAGAACCAGGCUACUGGAGGGUAAGUACCUUCAGAGUGAAGAAGGCAGCAAUCACGUGUGCGGGGAGAACACUUUUUUUUUCCUGGUUGGAAGGUGAAAGGAGAUUCAUAAGACGUGCUGUCACUGGUUAAUUUUCACAGCAUGCUUAAACAUCUAUAUUUGGUCUGUUUCUUCUGUUUCUUCACUACGCAGAAUCAUGUAAAGCAUGAUAAAUUGGACCUUAUGAAACCUAAUUAAAUCAGUGAGUGUCUGGCUCCUUUAUGUGGAAACCACAAGUAUGUUGUAAAAUUCGCCACUCCCUUAAUACGUGAAAAAAAAAUCAAAACACACCAUAAUUCCAAGAUCUUUGAGCUGUAUUUCUAUAGCCCAUUUUGUGGUUAAGCCACCAGUGAGAUGUCUGCCUAAGUAGGUUUGAUGACUUGGCUUUUGGUUGUUGGAACCUGCCUCUCUGCCUUCCUCCUGUCUCUCAAAGCAGAAUGGCCCUGCAUUGAAACUGUUUGCAUAUCUCUCUUCAUUUUCUGACAGUUUAGAUUUAUCAGAGAAGAAACCAUUGGGCUGAUCUAAAUAGUUAUAUUGAGCAUUGUUACAGUCAGUGGGAUUAUUCAAUCACUAGAAUACUGGGAAACACACAAGAAAAACAAAACAAAACAAAACAGAGUCCUAAAACCAGAUAACACUUAAAACAGAAACAAAUGAAAGUUAGAUAGUUGUGUCUUUUCCAAGAAGGGUUAUUUCUGUAACAUCAUAUACAUUUCCAUGGGCCUUGUUCCCCGAAAGAUGGUCUCUAUCAACGGACCUGUCUAUAAUAAGAUAUUGUUCACUUUGUUUUAUUCUCUGGUAGAAGCCUUUUUACACGUCACUAGGGAAUCCUGACACAUUCUCUAAGUGUGUGUGAGCAGUUUAAGAACAUAUUUUGAUUAAUGACUUUUGUGGCUAUGUCCCCCCACUCCCAUAAUGUAGUGUGUCCUGUGAAUUAGGGAGUCCAUUUGAUCUAUGGUGGGAUGAAGGGCAGGAAUGUCACUUGCUUUAAUGAAACAACUGAGACCACUGUAGUUAGACAGUGUGCUGUUUUGAAAGUUACAUAUGGAUUUUAGAGGUGGCUUCCUGUCAGCACCGAUCCAGCACCGAUCCUCCUUCUAGUCUGGUCCAAUAGAUAGAUAUCCUGGGAGGGCGGCAGAGGGGCUGGCCAGAGGUGUUUGUGAGAACACAUGAAUCUAUGUACAUUUAAAAUCUGUUAAAAAAAUGAAAGAUUGAGCUAAAUAAAAAAAAAGAUAAUGUUCAGCCACUUUAAUAACUUGGCAAAUAGCCCGUAAUACUAGGGGGAGAAGGACAGGGGGUGGGAGUGGGUGUCCAAGUGUCUAAGGGUUAAGAAUAUGCUCUUCAAGUAAAAUUGUUUGGGUGCAAGAUGGUUUUAAUUAGAGCAUUAUAAAGACUUAUUUUUUCCUAAGCAGCACUUUUAGAGUUAGUAAACUGAGUGAAUGCUGAAAGGGCUAAGCAGAAAUCUCCCUAGCCACGGAGGUGUUCAAUAACCAGAUUCAAACAAGACGGAAAGUACCAUCUGUUCUUGGUUUCCAGCAUGGAACAUGGGGAUUGAAUGAAUGGCUGAGAUCUGCCCCAAUUUUGACGAUGUCUGUGCUUUUUUUAAUUUAAAAGAAAAAGUUCACCUGGUACUUCAUAGAAAGUUGAAAUUACAAUAAUCCCCACACUACUGUGAAAACACGUGUUCCCACAUUUCUUUUAACCAGUUCCACUUUUUUCUCUUUUUGGAGGAUUUCCAGAAGCUCAGCCAUUGACCACUUUCCUCUGGGUUAUUUUGUUUCUACAGGCCUUCACAAUGAGGGGGUCAGUUCUUCAAAGAUCUAAAUGAUCCUGUCAAUUUUCUUCCUGGAGGCUACAGGGGAAAGGCUCCCCAGGGCUAACCCGGUCAUCACUCUUCAUUAAACUAAUUUUGCGUGAUAGUGCUAGGAACUAGUGUUUACUAUACACAGACUAUACUCUCAGAGCCACCUUCUAGAAUCCCGGAUAAACAACAGCACACUUCUUUAAGGAUAACUUUUGAGUAUUUGGCUCAGAGAGAUGGGUAUUCUUGGAUUUAGUGGGAACCCUGGGUAAAACAUUAUCCGGCCUUUGUUUGAGGUCUUUUAUUGAAGCUAAUGACUGGGCUUGUGCCUUCCCGAGAUAAAUGACAUUAUCUCUGAGUGGGCUGACAGGAAACAGACAUGUUAAUGGUGAAGCUGCAGGGGAGUAUCUGCUUGGGUUCUGACAAAGGAGUGGAGAAGGGACCCCUGGUUGUGGUCAUUAGCACAUAAUGCAUUCUUGCUCAUCCUAAGAGGCCCUUGAUAAUUGGAGAGCUAUUUUAGCUACGAGCACUUAAAUCAUACAUUUACUACCUUAGAGUAGCAAUGUAAAGUGUUUUUGUUAAGAGGUAUCUGCUUGGCCCUUUGAAGGUGGUGGCAGUUGAGGCUGUUGGUCCUGACAUUUGGGACAAGUGGCAGGUUGAGUCGUUUGUUUUAGAAUCAGGUGGGCACCCUCUUUUUCCUUCCACAUUGCUCAGCCAAUGCCUUCACAAGGCCAAAAAGAAAAAAAAGAAAAGUCGAUCCAAAGCUUCAGGGAAGUCAGUUUUGUAUUUGAAGAUGUCUCGUGGGAGGGGAAUAAAAAUCUCUUUUUUUAUAAGCCGGGAAAGAGAUUUUGUUCAGUGAUUUGAGUGUGGUGAAACCUGCCUUUUGAAGUGUAUGUUUAAAAAAGUCAUGGGUAUAAUUGAGUUUCAAUGCAAUUUAAAUUCUGCUGCUUGAACGAAGAUAAUUGCCACGUUGAACACACUCUAGAGGUGUAGAAGAGGUGGAGGGAUCAUACUCUCCUAUUCUCUAAUAUUAAGCAUUGGGAAGUUUGUCAUAGUAAUUACUGUAACACAACAUAGUUUUGAUUGCCAGAGCUCUCAACUUGCCAGCGAUCUGAACAUCAAGGGUAUAACUUGGAUACUAAACAGUUUAUUUCUAAGUCACUGGUAUAGUGUUCUUCUGUCAUGUAGAAGCUAGAACUGAGGGAAUGCUGGGCUACCCUUGGCCGCAACUUCACAGCAGAAUAUCAUUUGUUUGCUAGGAUCAUUACCAGUGAAUUGUACAUGCUUGAUUCUGGGUCACUGAGUAUGGAUGGAAUAGGGAACAGGUGAAAUCUGCUUCAGUAGUCACAGAGUAAGUAAUGUAAAGAUCAUAUUGGAGCCAGGGAAGGGGUCUUGCAUAGAGGUCUCAGACUCUAAGUGAUGUAAUUGCAUAUGUAGAUGUUGGAUUGGAAGUCUUAUGUGAUGUGAGCUCUAUUCUUAGAAUGCAAAACAAACAAGCAAACAAGAACAACAAACCAACAUUUUGAGAUGGCUCAAAGGAUAAAGGCACUAGUCACCAAAUUUCAGGAUCCAAGUUUGUUCCUUAGGACCCACUGGAGAACCAACUCUUGUAACUUGACCUCUGACCUUCUUCAUAUGCCCUGUGACAGGGGCACACACCUAUACCCAAGGGCAGACCAUGCACCUGUAAAUAGAUAAAUGCAUUUUAAAAAUAAAUAAAGGCAUCACUAAUUUUGCAUUUCACUCUGCUAGAGACAGAGACAGAGACAGAGAGAGAGAGAGAGAGAGAGAGAGAGAGAGAGAGAGAGAGAGAGCGCUCCUUCUGGGUCCAAUUCUGUCUCCCCACUGAAAUUUCACUAGUGACUGCCUGCUUUCUGUAACAACUUCUCAAUUCAAGCUAAAGGUUUUGGCAACUGUAACAAAGCCAUUGCGACUGAAUGAAAGGUUGUUAAAACCACUCUUAGCUGCCUGACCCGUAGUUGGGCUGUUUGUAAUGUUAUUUUGAGAGCUUCAGGGGAAUUCAAGAUGAUGAGUCUGGCACUUUGGAACCUGAAUGUUGCAUGCCUGCUGAAUUUUGCUUAGGAACACCUUUGGGGAUGUAGUAGAAGAGAUUAUGGAUUCUGCUUCAAGAAGUAAAGUGACCACAAAGCAAAUGCCUGAGUUUCGGUAGGCCAGUGGGCCUCAAACUAUAGGAAUCCCAUUCGAUAUUCAAGGAGUCCUUUAUCCCCAGGGAAACUAAGUGAAAAAUCUAAUAUCUAUGCUCUAGCUCUAAUGGAGAAUUCAACGGGUAGGGUGUUCGGAUUAGGACAAGUCCAUUUGAAAUGGUGAACAAGUGUCUGAAGACAGCUACAGUAUACUCAUAUAAAUAAAUACAUAUAAAUAAAUACUCAUAUAAAUAAAUACAUCUAAAAGAGAAAGAAAUGGUGAGCAAACAUCAUUGCUGACUUUUCAAAGCCUCUCUCUCUUCUCUGCCAUUUGGUCAUUGGAACCAAGUCUGAUUAUUAUUCAACGUGACUAUCAGCCACGUAGCUUUCUUCAUCCUGGGACUCUUCAGAACCCUAAGAAAAAUGUACAGUUAGGUAUAUCCCAAUGAUGCCUUAUGAAUGUAGGCGACACUGUUUAGGGGUAAAUAAAAACAUACUGAAUAUAUUUUUGUGUCGUUCAUAAUGGUCUUAGAAAGCACGCAUUUAGGGUUGAGAAUGGGCUUAUUAUGUUAACCAGAGAGCAGAUGGCACGGUGCCACAGACGUAUAAUUUUACUUAAAGGGACUUUUAAGGUUUUUGAUGUGUUUUCUUUUCCUCUUAUUUCCCCGAUGGCUUCUUUUUAUUGAAGGGUAACUUAAGGAGACCUGGUAGCAAUUUUACUGCUUCCCUUGACAGUUUGAAAUAAUAGCUUGGUCUUUGGUUGUACUGAUCUUCUACCAGUGAGCUUGAUUCUGGUUUUUGUCAUGUGGCAGCAAAUUUAUUUAUUUAUUUAUUUAUUAAAAAAAGUGUAAUAUGUUUUAAGAAAUGAACUCUUUUAUAUGCUUCAAUUAGCAACAGACGACCAAGUUCCAGUUGGUCACACUUUUGUAAACUCCUGGAAGUCAUUGCUUGUGCCUUUGAUUAAAGAGAACUCCUGAUUUGGUUGGAAAGCACAUCUGGCCUUUGGGACACUUGCUUUCCUUCCACCUCUGUGUCCUUCACAUUAGUCACUGAGGGUUCAAGGGUCAUGUCCAAGUUGUUCCUUGUACGUUACCAGCCUCUGUUGGAGGGCUGCCCUUUGGUUAGAUACUGGCCUUACCGCACCUCUGAAUUCACUGAAUUCACUGUUUAUGUUUCUGUGCAGAUUUUACAGUUUAGCUCAUUCUUCACUGAAAAUAAGAGGGGAAUUUGGAGAACAUUCCUCCCUCCUCCUCUCCGCCCCCUCCUUUCCUUUUUCAAACUGUGCUCAGCCAGACCGGCUUACUUUUGAAUUUCCUGUCAUCUCCUUCACCGAUUUUUAUGGAUAGCUCAUAUUAAAAACAAUAAUGUUUGACUUGGAAGGACUGAAACCUCGGCUUUUCAUUCUUCGCGGGGAACUGUUUAUUUGCAUGUGGCUCACCACGGUGCAUGGAUAACGCUAUCAAAUCUGGGCUUUCGCGUGGGCUCAUGGUCAGCACAAUGGCUCUUAGCUCUGCGUUCCCCGGUUCCAGUUCUUUUGUGAUGGAAAUGAAAUUAGGACCCAGUCUAGGAAGCAAAGGAGAAAACAGGCAACAGCAAAUAGAACCUGACCCUUGACCUAGUUCAAAAGCAAGCAGUGGUGAUGUAAUAAGGGGGGGGAAAAUCCCAGGGAGUGAAAGAGAGGGUAGUCCAUUUUAACUUGGUGCGAAGCUGUGUGGAGGUUGAGCGGAGCACAGAUGAAUGGUGGCCAACUGGUCAACCAGACAAACUGACGGCUUGGUCACUGAUGGAGAAGCUCUGAGCCUUGCCAGAUCUGUCAACUGCUGGAAGGGACAAUAUGAGCGAACUCUCUCUCAGAUGUGCUGGGGUUGCCCAAAGGGAGCAACAGGAUUUCACAAGGGAGCAAUUGGUCUCCCUCCACCCCCCAGGUCCAUGCAUCCAGCUCUGUUUGAGCAAUUUACAUUCCUCGCCCAAAUCCUUCCCCCACUCUGCCGUCAUGGCGAAGCAGAUGCCAGACUCUGAAGUCGAAAGCCCGCAGCUGUUUCCAUCACUUAAUGGCUCUAUCGGCCCUCACUAGCUGCUUCCCCUUUUCCUCCCCUCCCCCACCUGGUAAAGGAGGGCCCUCUCCCUUGACCUUGGGUCCCGACCCGUAUGUCAGUGUGCAGGUCCCUUUGUUUUUUGUGGGUGAUGGGUACCAGAGACCGGCCUGGUUCCCUGGGGGCGUGGCCUGGGCUCCUAGGGGCGAGCUGCUCGCUUCUGGACUUAGGGGACUCACCCUCCUUGCAGCCGGGGACCCGUUUAUAGCCCUGAGCACAGUAAAUCUGUCAGCUCUUCAGGACGCCUUCACCUCUUUCUUCAUUUGCUCCAGCUUCUAGUCUGACAACGUUCCCCGGAGGCGGAAUUCUAAUCUGCUUCCAAUUAGUUGUAAAAUGUGACUGAAAUUUCCACAUUAUGACUGCUGUUUUACUUACACGCACACAUCUAGAAACAAAUUAAUGCCCUUCAAUGUUUGUUUGUUUAUUUAUUUAUUUAUUCAUUUAUUUAUUCAUUCAUUUAUUUAUUUAUUUCUUAAGCCCUUGGAUUUACUGGAAGAGGAAGAGUUACCGACUGUUAGAAUGACUUCCAUGGGUCUCAUCUCCUCCACUUUUAUAGGUGGGAUAUAUUAAAAAUAAUAAAUAAAAUAAAAACAAGAGGACUCCUUCAGUUAGGAGUUCCCUCCCAGACACUCUUCAAGAGUUCCCAGAAUGUAUUGCAUAUGUUUAAGUCUUGCAAAGAAAAAAAAGUAGAAUUGCUAAAAUAAGCUAAGUAGGGACCCCUGUAGCGUGUUUUAGUAGAUACAAAUACAAAUUUACUUCUGAAUAUAGCACAGCUAUAUUUGGCCCAGACAGAUUGCUACCUUUUAAAAAUUAUUUCAUUACAUGGCCAAAAGCUGUAGCCCCUGAUAGAGGAAUUGGGUCGCCCUGGCUUGAAAAAAUAGGGUUGUGCUAAUAAUGUCCCUGAAGGCACUAAGGAAUACACUAAAUUGUGUCUGAGGCCGGGGAGCAAAACUUCUCAGGGCUCUUGGGUCCCCAUCCACGGAAUCCCAUGACUUAAGCCCUCAAUGCAAUGUCCAUGCAGAAGUGGUUGGCUCUCUGGUGGGAGGAAUCUUUACACAUCAGAGCUCGCUACUCUAUUUUCUCCUCUUAGUGAAUUUUCACGAAGUUUGUUGAUCCACCUGAUCUGUGUGAAUAUUGGAAGGGUUUAAAUCUUGGCCUUCAAAGAGACAUUAAGAACACGAUUUCAUUACAUCCCUUGGAAACUACUUUCUCAAACACUGUGCUGGAUAAUUUUCGUACAUCUAAUGGUGGACCCAAGGCUUAGCACUGGUGUAGAGGUGGUACUCUUGAUGUUAAAGGAUAUAAACAAGAGAAUUUAUUGGCACCUUUUAUAGUAGAGUUCCGUCCUCAAGCAUCUUGGCAGAUUGAUACAAACAGUAAUGGGCUUUAAAGAGGUGUGAAGGAUUUUAUUGAUGGUAAAGAGCUUAUGUUGAUCACGUCACUCUGUUAGUUUCUAAGUAACGCUUUCUUUGAGUAAAUAGAGGCAUCUAUUGUCUUUUCAAGGUCAUUGUCAUCUAAUAAUAAAAGACCCAUGUUGAUUGAUUUUCUUUUACCCUCCUUUUUAUGUGCUAUUUUCAAUCUCUGCAAUCAAGAGAAGUGUUUAUUUAUUUCACUGCAUUUAAACAGGUCUUAUUUUACAUUAUUUAUUGUAUAUGGAAUAUAAAUUACUUAGAUGAUUUUAUCAAAACUCUUAAUGUUUAUUAUCUAUGAAAUAGAAAUGGCUCAAAUAAUUUUUACAAAAGCCCUUUAUUUAAACUACUUACGGAUUCCAUAAAAGCAACAGGCAAGUCUUUUGUAAUGGCUUCCUUUCUUCUUAAUGUCUGGUAGCAAAAAAGAAAAAUGGGCAGAUUGAAAUCCCUAAAAUUUUUAAACACGGGCCUCUUAGAUUGUGGAAACCCCCUAGCCUAAAACACUUUGCUGUUGCCAUAUUGAAACCUCACAAAAGGCAAGACUGUGGUAGCCCCUCCAGUCCUGGGGUUCACUAAUUACCCCUUAAUGAGGUCAGUCUGCCCCAGUCGCAGAGGAGGAAAAACACACUGGAUAGUUGGAUUUCAAGUGGAUCUUGCCGUAUUUGCAACUUACCAUAACUGCUUUGAAGGCCCCCAGGGUGCUUAAUUGGGGCCUGGCAUUUGUGUUUGGGGGUGGGGUGGGGGUGGGGCUGCUGCACACAGCUAUUCAUUGUGUGUCUGGAGGCCACUGUGCAUCUUGGAAGCAUUUCAGGCUUUUGUUGAUGGUGCAUAGUUUUAUAAACUCUGAAUGAGCUUAUUACCUUUUAACCAUUGGGAGAGCAAAAUAGUGGGUGAACUUAGAAGUCUUUGGGCUGGUCAGCAGCCAACCUCUUAACCGCAGCAGCAGCAACAACAACAACAAGAACCACAACAACAGGGAUGAUGAAUGGUUGAAUUUUAAAGCAAACCAUUUGUUUCCCAAUCAAGACCUAACUCCUCACUGAAUCCUAUGGGCUGGAUGUGAGGCUGUACAGUACAGGAACCUAAGGCCCAGGAUUGUGUUUUUUGAUUAUGCUCAACCGUUUCCCUCACGUCUUUCCUUUGCAUGAAAAAAAGAGGCAAAAGGGAGAAAUUAUUUAGUUAUUUAAGGGUGAGGCUUCUUACCCAAGAGCAUGUCUUAAACUAUUAAGAAAUGAGGUAGGAGGUGGAAAUACAGGUUCCUUACCUGGUCAAGACAUUAAACCCUAAGAGAGCUUGGGGAAAGGCUUGAGGACUCUUGCUAUGUUUCGUUUUCUGUUUUGUUGAGAUGGUGGUGGGGAGGGUCACUUGGGGACGUGGACUAGGAGGGGAGCAGAAGAAAAAAGUCUGGGUAGUGGAGGGCCCUUGGUGCCCCAAAGUCCCACCCAACACAUUCUCCAGAAUUGUUGGGAAAUUUGUCAGAAACAUCCCCUAUUUAAUUGGGUAGUGACAUGGUUCUGAAUAGAACGGGACUCUCCAGGAAGGCAGUGAUGUGGUUGGUAUACAAUCAAGGGGCCAAAGAGCUGCUGUCUGGCAACCUAAAAUUGGUGUGAUUCUCUUUAGAAAAGGACAGAUGAACAUUUUUCUUAGGACAGUAAAAUACCAGAAACAAUAGCUUUUGUUCCCAUAUGAGCUGUAUGUAGUUCAGCUUUCUAAUCUUGUGGAUAAGAAGGCUUAGGAAUGUCUCCAGUAAACUACUGUUUUCCAGAAGUGUCAGGCUAAACACUUCCCCAUUCACUACUUUUAUUUUUACAUCAAUCUUGUGGGUGAGAGCUGCUCUUUUGUCUACAAGCUGCCACACUUCCUGAUCACUCCAGGUCCAAAUAUGUUUUUACUGCCUCUGAUCUCUUUGACCACAGUUAGAGCCGUCCCACUGGAACAUUAAAACCAUUCGUUCCUUACUUGGUGUGUUCUUUCCUAUUCUGUGUGUAUGAGUGUCUGGGCCGCAUUUGUGUGUGUGCGCACCAUGUGCAGACUUAAUGCCCCCUGAGAGGCAUUAAGAAGAAGGACAUUGGAUGUCCUGACGUUGGAGUUCGAGAUGGUUGGGAGCUGCCUUGAUGCUGGGAGUGAACCUGAGUCCUCCCGGAGAACAGCUGGGUGCCCCACAUGAUGCAUUUUUGAAAAAAUGGAACUUAAGAUCCUAAUCUGCUUCAGGUGACCUUGAUUGUUUUCUUCCUCAAGAUUUAGUACCUCUACUUCAGUAUUUUUAUCCCUUUGCCAUGGCAUGACUUCCUAUUCAAAUGGAACGAGGUGGCUUCAUUCGAUAGCUCUCUUCUACGGAUUUGUGUGUGGAAUGAAUAGGAUAUGAAAGAUCAGGUCUUAAUGGCUUUACUGUCAAACUUCUUAUGGCUUUUUAAAAAAUGUGCUAUUAUUCACAUCUGAUGCUUUUUCCUAGGAAUAUACAAAUGAGGGAAGUGACUGGGCUUUAUGUCUGUGAGAAUUCAACAUAACUUUUAAAAUCGUAGACUUAAAUCUUCACUUUUACCACCGAAGUACCAUUGUCUAUAAGAUGACUAAAUGAAAAUGUUUCUAAAUGUAAAGAAUUACUGGACCUGGUGCCUUCCAGUUUUAAUCCUUGCACUUGAGAGACAGAAGCAAGUCUAUGAGUUCUAGGCCAGCCGGGGCUACACGUGAGAACCUGUCCCGCACCCCCACCCCGAACCAAAACACUGAACCAUUUCGAAUGCUCAGAUUUGAUUCAAAUGCUUAGAUUAGACUCUUCAGGGAGCAUUUUUUUGUUUAAAUGUUUAUGUGUGCUCAGACAAGGUUUACUUCACACACCAAAAUGUAAGUGUGAAAAAAAUAUCUCCAUUCACCUGUGUGAAAGUCCAGAAGUAUCAUAAGUACGUCCCUACAGCUUUAACCUUUCCUGAGAGAAAGCUUUUGUCGCCAGUUGUCACUGCCUCCCUCCGUGAUGUAAAUACUUGCCAGGCUUUUAAGUCACCACCUAAACAUGCCCUCUACUCAGUUUGAUUCGCAGGUAGCAUAAAGAAUUGAGUCAGGCAGGUGCCGAGUUUUCUGCCCCUAUAACUUAAUAUGAGUUCCUCUUGGGUCUUGCUGGUCCCAGUGAGCCUGUUUUAUAUGCUAUUUAGAUGACUCCUUUUUGUUACCCGUAGAACGUGUGUGUGGGAGGGAACUAACCUAAGACGCUCUGAAAAUGAUUUUUAUAAGUCUGCUUACCCCAAGUCUAAUACUUGCUAUCGUAGCUUAUAUUAAAGGAUUAGGGAGCGCUUUGAAAGACUACCACGUGACUCCACAAGCUUCCUGCAAGAUCCGGUACAUUAUUCCCUGGGACCAACUAAUCUUUUCUGGGUACUGGAGCUAGUGCAGCUGUGGUUACUUCCACAGGCUAAUCCCGCUCACUUUUAAAGCGACAGGAGCUCUUACUAGCUGCGGUUACGUACCGGUCGGUGAUCAGAUAACAUGAGAUAAUUUGCUUUGCUAGAGUUCAGCUGUCUAUACGUAAAGACCCCGAGUUUCUGACAACUGUAAACACUGAAGAAGCUACAUGACUUUUAUACUCGAACGUUCUAUUUAUCCCACAUCUUUCCUAGAACACUGGACAACAUAAUUGUUCAAUUUUGAAAGGAUUUAUUCUAAUUAUUAAAAUUAUGUGUAUGUGGGGUGGUACGGGGUAUUUGGAUGAGAGAGAGAGAGAGAGAGAGAGAGAGAGAGAGAGAGAGAGAGAGAGAACUGGAGACACAGGUUGUGAGGAGCCUGGCAUGGAUACUGGGAGUCAAACUUUCAACCUCUGGCUGAACGGUAUGGCCUUUUAACUGCUGUACUUUUUCUCCAAGUGCUCAAAUUGCUUUUUAAUCUGGCGAGUAGCUUGCGACCAUAUACCAGUAGAAGGAAGGGGCUAAAUGGUGGCAAAGAAAUAGGUAAUGAUUUAUCUUUCAUCUGCCACAAAUUCUGAAAGCUUCGGUAGCCUCCCUCAUUUUGCGUAUACUGUCCUUUGUUUUAGGAUCUGAGGGAUGGAACUAACUGGGUAAAUAAUUCUGUGCAAUAAGUCGCCUUCAUGUUAUUUGAGCCCGAAUGUGCGUGCAUAAUUGGGAAGAUUAUUGGAGAGAGAGUGUUUUGCUGUGGUAGAUGUGGUUUCAAUCCUAGCGUUGAGCAUAGCAUUUAGUUUCUCAGCUUACCCACAAAAUCUGUGACUAAUUUAGUGAAUGUGAAGAUUUUUGUCCAGAUGGUUAGGUUUAAUUGUAAAAACUGGAAAGAUUUCAAAGUACCCUUUGGGGGAGUGUGGGAAAUGAGUAAACAACAAGAAAGAAUUAAAAGUAACGAUAAAUCACCAAAUAUAGAAUAUAUGCAUAUUUUAUAUUUAUAAACACACGCUUAUAUAUACUUAAACAUACACGUGUAUUUAUAUACAGGCAGAAAAAAGCUUAAAGAAUUGAUUAUAGUGGCAGGAAGGUAGAGGAUCUAGAAAAGAGGAGUUUGCUGUGUUCCUAUGGUUUGCUUUCUCUCAGCUCAGAACAAGCUUUGUCACAAGGGCAGCAAGGACCCACUUCCUCGCCACCGGCUGUUCAUGGUUAAGGUGACUGGUUAUGAACUCUCUAGACGUUGGAGUGGAUUGUGCUCUCGCCUGAGAUGUGGCUUAGAAGCCUAGGCCAUCAUGUUCCAUGCACACUGCUGUGUCGCCUAGAGUGGUAGGAAGUUUGAUUCCAGCACUCAUUUCUUCCCCACAAUUCUCGCCUAUGAUAGCCAUAUCAGAAUGGUUAAAUAAUCUGGGAGGAUGCUCUCCCAAGUACUGAAGAGCUCCUUCUUCCUGUCACUUCUUACGGAGACCGGUGCCGAAAGCACAGACGUUGCCUCUCUUGUGCUUUGUGGUCAGGAUGCUGAUGACCUAGAUCCUGACCUCAUAAAUUAUCUUUCUUUUCCCUAGUAAGUUUUCUUUGAAGUUGGUAGGCUAAUAGAUUCUAUACUGAACGUUUUUUGUGUUGCCUAGAUUUGCAGGGAGAGAAAGAAGUGAUGUGCCAGUGGCUUUAGGAAAUAUCUAGACAGAAGGGGAGGCCACAUGGCUGUGGACAACAUCUUUGUGUUCAGCAGACAUGGGCUAUGGAAAAAUGGUCCCUAAGGAAGCAACACCGGCAUAUUUCUUGCACAGGAACAGAAAUGUGUCCAGACAUCAGAAAGUGUCGAGGAGUGAGCUCUGCGAGCUAAAUCAGCGUGCUACAUUUACCAUAUACCAGUUGCUUCCUUAGCUGAUCUGGAGCACUUUAACAGCAAGAGGAAGGAGGCUGAGGCUGUUUUGCAUGAACAGAAGAUUUGAGAAAAAAAGAUCGGGAUGGUGAUUUUCAGUUUCUGAAAAGACAUGUCUACGAGAAAUCAGACCAUGGGAAGAUAACCCAUAGAAUCAACUUAAUCAGGGCUCGUAAGGCCUCCCAGAAAUGAAGCUACAAACGGGCUCUAGGGGUCUGAGCUGGGUCCUCUCUAUAUACCUUGUGGCUGUGUAGCUUGGUGUUUUUGUGGGAGUGAGGACUGUCUCUGUCUCUUUUGCCUGCUCCUGGAACCCUUUUCCUCCUACCGGGCUGCCUUGCCCAGCCUUGAAAUUAGGGUUUGUGCCUAGUCUUACUGUAUCUUGUUAUGUCAUGUUCGGUGGGUAUCCUGAAAGGCUGGCUCUGUUUUCUUUUCUUUUUUAGAAAAAGAGAGGAGGUGUUGAUGGGGGUGGUGAUGGCUGAGAGGAGUGGAAUGGAGGGAGUGGAAAGUAAGGUGAGAGAAGAAUUAGAAAAGAGAGCAAAGUUUGGAGAGAGAGCUUUCUGUGUGGGAGUAAGUUUAAGUCUGCUAGGCUGUUGUUAACCAAUGACUUUGGAGAGCAAGGUUAACUGAAGGUUCUCUAUUCUAAUAAGGAAGUGGCUGCUCCCCUAGGCUAAAUUCCUCCAAAAAAAAAUCUUUUCUCUAUCUCUUCACAGAUUCCUAUCUGGCUAGAGUCUGGUUUUUCUCCUUCUGUUUCUCAAGAGCUUUGACCUCUGUUAGCAAUCCAUUGAAUGGUUCCUCCUGAUGAUCCUGCUAGGGUGCAGCAGUGCAGAGUGAAUGGACUGAUACGGGCAGAGAUAAGAACGCAAAUGUGGGGACUGUCCGCAGGAGAGUGUGGUCGAGGUCUUCAGUAGCUCGUCUUAAUGAGCUACAUUUUCUGCCUUUGUGUCAGGCUGAUUUCACAAUCAGCUCGCUCUAAGCUCUAGUCCUUUUCUUCCUCCUUUGCUUUCUUCCUGUUUCCCUUCCUUCAUCCUCCUCCCUCACCUAAGGCCUCAUUCAUGCCAGGAAAUGCUCUAUCACUGAGCUCUUUCAUUUCCUCCGUUCUUUCUGUGGAGAUGUCUUUUAAUACGGUCCUACAAACGAAUGCGAUUCUGAUUUUCAAAACCUUUUUAUAACUUAAUAUAGAGCAUGUGAUUCGAAUAGAGAACCAGGAAGCCCUAGUUGAUCCUGGGGAUGGACCCUGCCACUCAAGUAAGUGUACUGAGAGACAGCUUGAGAGCACCAUUCAUGCUGUCUAUUUCUGUGUUUUGUAUUUGUUAUGAAUUUCGGUAUAUCCGUCCAGGUACGUGGUGGUUUCUAGAAAUGAUUGCAGAUUUCUCAUGGACCUGAUAAGUUAGUUCCAGACGUGGGAAUGAGAAUAGUGAACUCGGAAGAGAGGAAGGCAGCUUUCCACAGUUCAGGUCACAGAAGCCCCCAGGAUGCCAUGGGUUCUAAGAACACAGACAUGUGCGAGUAGUAAUGCAUUCUAGCUCUUUCCGAGCCUUGAUUUGGCGAAAGGGAAUUUUGUAUGACAAAGCCUGUGGUUGUGUUUUUCUGUUGGAACUCUGGACUAUCUUACGACACGAUGGAAAAGAAGGUCACUGGAAAAUUGUAGCCUACUUUUGUCGCUGCUUCUUAAAGACUCUCAAUGACAGGAAGUUCCUAUCAUAGAGGAGGUUGGAUCUCAGAGGCUGAGAGGGCUGUGGUCUGAAGCUGUAUUAUAGGGUACAGAGCCUUGUCCAGUUUGUGCUUGAAGUGGAAGGCAAAGAAGAGUUGGAGUGGGAGGAUCUGCGCUAGCAGAUCCAGCAAGGGAUGCUGCUCGAGAGGGGACGCGAACUUAGAAUCUGGAUUGAUCGGAUUGGACACAACCACAGUUUUUCUGGAUGCGCUUUCUUGCUGUUUUAUUGGCUGACUGCACAUGCUGUUAAACCCCCUCAGACAACACACAAGGCAUGCAUUUUGCCCAGUCUGUGUCCAGAUUUGGUUGGGACCUGGUCCUAGGCCUUGUCAUGCAGGGCCUUGUACUCUCUGGUUAAGGAGUUUGGAUUCUAGCUGGAGUAAAAUAAAUAACACGAUUUAGUUGAGUAGAGGGAGCCAAUUGCCAGAGGUACAGUGAAACUGGUUGUGGACCAGAAGUUCCUAUAAGACACAAUAGAUGUCUUCAUUAACCACAGAGUUUGGUUGAAAGUAGUCUUGUCGUUCAAAGGGAAAGGCAGUCUAGGACUUGAUCUGGAGGUGUGAAACAGUAAAUGCUGAAUGGGAUGGGGAUGGGUCUGAGGAAUCAAUAGGUAUGAGUCACUUUUUUUUUGCUUGUCUGUUUCCGUUUUUUGAAAGGGUAUCUCAUGUAUUCCUGACUGGCUUCUGUAAAUACUUAUGACUUGGAACCUCUGAUCAUACUGCCUUUGCCUCCUGAGUGCUGGCAUUGCAGUUGCACACCAGCACAGCCAGCUAAGGUACACUUUUGACACAGCCUGAGGCAAAUUGAUGUAUGCGACGGUUAGGGUCCUGAUACAGAUUAGGGUGAAGUUGUCUUGGAAGUUGGUAGGCUGAAAGAGGUCACCCAGAGUGUGAGUGUCCUUAGAAAAGACAAGAACGCAGAGACGAGCCAUGGCGUGUUAAGAGGAGUCUGGGGCACAUGUGCUUUGGAAGAGGAAACCCCAGGCAAUCUGGUGUUUCUGGAAAGCAAGUUGAGAAAUUCCACCCAGGUGGCUCUCAUCAUCUGUGCCAAAUGCUGCCAAGAACUCAGGUUAAGAUGCGACUCAGAAUCGAUGGCUGCUAAACUCAGCAGUCAUAGUCCUUACUGAAACACAGGGACAGGGAAACACAAGAUGUCACUGAAAGACUCAGGUUAUUGUGUAGAUGAUGGGGGGUGGGGUGGAUCAGAAUAUAUCAAUCCCCUUUUAAAAAAAAGCUUGACAUAAGGACUGAAAUGUUAAUCUAAAUGCUUAAUUAUUUACCAAGUUACCAAGCAGGGGGUGUACUAGUGGGUGUAGCUCAGUUGGUAGUGUACUUGCCUAGCGUGCACAAAGCCCUGACAUGGAUCUACAGUGGUUUCCUUAGCACUAAAGCAAGUUCAAGGACAGCCUAGCGACCUAUCUCAAAAGGAGGCAGGAAAGUAAAUAUCUAUCACUUUCAAAAUGUAAGGAACUUUUAAUAGCCUGUUUAUGCACUGCCGUGGAAUGAAGGCAGGUAAUUACACUGGAGCCAAGGCGAUAAAUGUUCUUUAUUAAGCCUGGGGGUCAGGGUAGGGGAGAUUUGGUACAGGGGUGGGGCGUGAGGAGGAUGGGGCUGCCUUGGAGCUUGGCAGUUGAAUGAGUCUUCUAUUGUAAUAUGGAAAAAUGAAUUUGUGGCUAAACAAAACAAAACAACCCCUCUGGAUUAAAAAUAACAGCAACAUCUAGCAAAUUUUUGCUGGUGAUUACACAGGCCUUGAACAUGCUAGGCAUGCUGGGGCACUUCCGCCCCUAGCCAGGAAGAUUUUAUUUUACCAUCUGUGCAGUGUUGUUAUGGUGUUAAGGGACUUAGAAAUUUGUUUAAUAGAGAUGUUGUAGACAACAAUUGUGUAUCCAUUUUUCCCCAUCUCCCCUGUGGUUUAGGGAUCUUUGAAUACUCUGUGUUUUUUCAGGAGUAGCAAUAGUAGGAAAGCAAGGUCCAUAUAUGUUUCUCAGUUUAAUUUUCCAUUCACAUCUUUAUCCAUCUCUCGGUUGAAUGAGUCUUUUUUGAAUGCCUGUGUCGGAGUCUCCAGGGCACAGCAGUGAGCAAACCAAGUCUUCGUCCUGUGAAGCAAAUAUUCUGAAUUCUUAUGGAGAGAUCCUUUUUGUUUCACUGUAUUGUGUGUGGUAAGGGGGGAUGUAGCAGGGGAGGAUGGAAGAGAGGUGGGAGAAGGGAGAAUUUAUAUGUGCUUAUGCUGGAUUCGGACCUGAAUAUGGUCAGGGGCCAUUUGACUUGUGGAGGGACUCUUACUAGACCCAGAGUGCGAUCCCUGAGGUGGAGAGUGUUUUCGAGCCUGAGGAGAUAACAGUAUCCAAUGUGUCCUGAGAGAGUGAUGGAGAGGACAAGGGGGCCCUGUGAUCUCAGUGGUAUUAGUUACACUUCUGAGCCCAUCCCCCAGGUCAUUGGGUUUCUCAUUUAUUUCUCUGUGGUCCUGGGAGAUGUCAAAUAUGCAUCCCACACAGAACACUGUGAAUCCUGAGGGCUAUUCAUAGAACCUUCCUCAGAAGACCUUAAUGAAAGGAAUACUUUCUGAGUGGAGCGUUUUCUUGGUUUUUGGUGUUCACAUGUGCACACACACAACCGCACAUACACACAUUUCACAUGCACACCUCAUAUGCUGGUCACAUUACAAAUAACGUUAUUAUUCCAUCUUCAAACAACAGAAUUAAAAAGCGAUGUGCUAAUGAUACGAAGACCAAGCCCUUUUGUUUUGCAACCCUCCACCUUCACACUCCCUUGCAGCUGACUUAUCUACAUGUUGGGUGUUGAGCAGGUUGCUAGUACCAGCACGCAGAAGACUGAGGCAGAAGGAUCACAAGUCAGAGUCAGAGGACAGCCUGGGUAAUACAGUGAGGCCCUGUCACAAACAAACACAUAUAAAACAACUGAGACCUGCCUCACUAAACUAAAUUAAUUGUGCUGAGUAAAUUGUUGUUUUGUUGUGUUGUGUUGGAAUCUUUUAUGUAGCCCAGGCUAGCCUCAAACAGAGAGCCUCCUGCCUCAGACUUAAAGUAAUUCUUAAAUAACUUUAAAACAUAAAAUAAUAUCACUACAUGAGUCUUUAGAAGUAGAAAUUAUCUAGCCCAUGAUGGAAACUGGGCAUUCCUUUCCCUAAUACUUCACCCCUCCUAGCCUGCUCCCUAGAACCAGUCCCCAUUAAGCUCCAUUCAUAUCUUUCUUGAAAUGGCCCUUCUCUGUCGGUCAUGUGUCCUGUAUGAUGAGAGCACGAGAGAUGCUCAUCUGCACGUUUCCCUUUUCAUGUAGCUGUGUUUUGGAAAUCACUCACUGCCCUUGUGUCUUGGAUCCCACGAUACUGGUCUCACAGCCCGGAGGAUGCAGGCAACAUUUUUCAGUUAUUAGAAAUGUUCUACUGAACAUCUUUUCAUGCACACAUCUCAAAGUUUAAUUUCCCUCCAACCCGACUGUACGGUGUGAGUCACCCAACACUAGAACAUUCAGUCAGCCUUUCUCUACAACUCCCCACCACCGUGGCUUAUGAUUGUCCGGCUCCAAUCUGAUAGUGAUUGGCCAUUUCAAUUUGUAUUUUUCAUGAGUACUCAUUGAUAACUUGUAAUUUUUGCCUGGUUUUAUGGUGAGCCAGCUGCUUCUUGACUUUAAAUAUUUCAGGUGUAUGUUAACUAAUCACACUAAUUUUUUACGUCUCACAGAUUUCUUGCUUGCACCCACACGUUUGCACUCCCCAGAGGUCUAACUAGACUUCAUGGUGCAUGGUUUGCAAAUAUUUUUUCCCAUCUCUUACCUCUGGAUUGUGUUUAUUCAAGUCCCCUACCUGCCCCCAACUACCAGUCCUGUGUAAAAAUCUUAAAAUGUGUAAUGAAGUUUAUAAUUAAUUUUCUUUCAUGGCUGCUGGGCUUUGCACUGACUUAGGGAGACCCCCUAAGAGUAUCACAUUGUUUUCUACUAUUUUCUGAGUGCUGAAAUCUUCCUUUAAGUCAUUUUUGUUUUAUUGAGAUACAGUCUCACGUUGUAGCCCUGACUAGACCGAAACUCACUAUGUAGAUCAGGCUGGCCUACUGUUCUCAGCGAUCCAUCUCCUUCUUCCUCCUGAGUACUGAAAUUAAGAACAUGCUCCACCAUACUGGACUUUAACAUUACUGUUUGAUCAGAGCUGUAUUUUUCAAUUACCUAAGGAAUUCUUAGUCUUCCCCUCCCAUUUUCCAGGUGCCCUGCCCUGUUUUUCCUUUGUGCACUUUUGAAGACAGAUUCAGACAAUCUGAAGAUUCAUAUCCCACCCCACUUUCUCUCAAGAAUGGUUAUUCGAAUCUACUUAAAAAAAAAACUCCUUAUUUAAAAAAAAUCACCAUGGUACUCCCUUAAAUAGCAGUUCAUAAAGGUGUUUUGCAGGUGGUUAAUUUGUGGAUGUGGCCAGAUGGGAGAUGGAGCCCAAAGCACUGACUGUCUAGACCCAGGGAAAUAUAUGGCCAGGACACAGUCCUGCUUCCUGCAAUCAUGGGGCAGGAACUUUGCAGUACAAAUGAACUGGUUAAGUAGUGAAGAUGAGGCGGGCCGCUCUUGGUUGACCACUUUGGCUUAGUAUUCCAGAUACUGGCCAGGGUAAGGGAAAUGUUUAGGGAGAGUCCAGACAAUGGGUUCCACCAAUUUCUUCCACAAUCUUACUAAUGCAGCAGGACCAUCUCUGUCAGUCAGCUGGGGGUUGAUCUCUAGUAUGAUAAUGCACAAAAGCCACUGUUUGGGUGAGCUUGCUUUUUAUUUUUAUUUGUUUUCUUCUUCUGGGGCUGCAUUUUCUGAAUGCCCUUCUAUUUCUCCAAAAAGCUGUAACUCUCCCAUCCCUAUCUCUAGUGUUCUGCACUGCAGGCGAAAGUCUCUUCUCUGCACCUUUUCCAUUUUUUCUGUGAUCUGUGCAUGCACAUUUCUCUUGUGUGCUGGGGGACCCCAAGGACACGUUUACUUAUUUUCUUAAUCUCUGUCAGUACUUGUUGAGCUGUGAGUUCUUUUGCUGUAGUCACAGAAUAGAGGAAGAUCUUCAGUGUGGCUCCUCUGAAUCCAGACACAUCUCUCUCUCUCUCUCUCUCUCUCUCUCUCUCUCUCUCUCUCUCUCUCUCUCUGUCUCUCACUCAUAUACAGUUUUAAUUCUUUAAAAAUGCCGUUAUGUGUGUAAUUGGUUGGAUUGCAUAUGCCGCUCAAGUCUGGUAAGGCCUGUCUGUUAGGUAAAGAGCAACAAUAAAGAUGACUACCUUAAAAGGCUUGUACUGUUGUACUGUUUCAGCAUAACAGAUUGUGGUGAUGUGCUGUGUGGUGGGAGAUUUUUGUCUGAUGGUUUCUUUGUUAACCACAAAACUGCCUGGGCAAAAAUGGACAGCUACUCUUACAAGAAUGGGGUGGGGGGACCCUUUCAAUAGUUGAAUGAAAAAGAGAGAUGCCUAUGGGAAAGUUUGUACCAACAAACCUGAUUUACAAAAGAAAUAAAAUAGGAUUGGGGGGAUUUUGGGGGGGGAUGUAAAAAGUUUGAUGCAUUUGCAUGAGGACCUGCAGAACACUGGCACCCAUUAAAAAGCAAAGCAUAACAGCAUCCACCCAUAAUUCUGGCUCUGGAUGGUACAGACAAUGUUCUCUGGGGAUUGCUGGAAGUGGAGGGUUCUGGGUUUAGUGAGAAAGGUUAUCUCAAAAAAUAAGGUGGAAAGUAGUUGAUGAAAAGAUCCAAAGUCAGUUUCACAUGUGCACACACGUAUGUGUGCAGAUCCAGUCAUGUAUAAAAUGUUCAGCCCAUGUGUUUGGAGUGAGAUGAGCUCUUAGGAACUCAAGCAUGAAUUUGGCCUUUUUCUCUAUGCUAAGAUUCAUGAAAGAAGUCUCAACACGACCCUGUCUGACGCUUUCUAUACGCCACCAUUGUUUGUACUCACCCGGAAUCAGUCAUCACCCAUAACUGUUGUGGAAAAGAACAGUGGUUUUGGUGCAUCACAGUGGUGCCAGCAUUCAGUAGGCAGAUGCAGGCAGAUCUCUAUGAAUUUGAGGCUAACCUGGUCUUUAGCAAGUUACAAGUCACUCAAGGAUUUGCAUAGUGCGAACCUGCCUGAAAGAAAAAGUUGAACGGUCUUUUUGAUUUAUGUUAUGUUUCUACUUUUAAGUUACCCGUUAGACCCUAUUUAAGGAUACUGACUUUAUUUUAUUAUUAUUUUUGCUUUUUUUUUUCAAGACAAGAUCUCCCCAUAUAGCCCACUAUAUCACUGACUAUCCUGGAACUCACAUGUAAACCGGGCUAGUCUUGAAAUCACAGAGUUCCACUACACGUAGUUUAAGCAUAUUUUUAAAAAAGUGUACUUUGCAGUAUAAAUUCUGCCAAUCAGAUGCAUGCUUGUUUAUGAUGAAAUAUCGGUUUUAGCUGAAUGAAUCCUGCUACUUCUGCACUGCGCAGGAAUGGUCAUGGCUCUUAGAAAGCCUCUACUGAGUGGUGGUUUCCUUAACAUUUAAUGGUUUUAAUUGUGCAAAGCAGCUCACACCUGUAAUCUAAGCUCAGGGAAGGCCAAGGUAGGAGUAUUCAUUCCUGCAAUUCAGAGGUCAGCCUGGGCUGCAAUAGUCAGAGCCUGUUUUGAAAAAUAGAACUACAGGCACACACACAGACAAAAGAUAGCGUGAGCAAAACCAGUAGAGAAUUCUUGUGGCAAAUAUUGGAAGAGAGCAUGUCCAUCGAUGGGAAAUCGUUGCAUCCUUCUGAUGCUAUCCGCCGAGCCCACCACUUGAGACUUUUACCCAUUACGUUUCCUAGGCACAUUAUUUACCUGGAAGGUUAUUUCUUUUCAAAUAAGUUAAAAUAGUCAAUACUUUUUUGAUUUUGAUACAAUAAUCUUUAAUCAUGUUACCUGAGGAAUGUUUCUUGAUUUCAGUAGCAUCUGCAAUUAUGUUUAAGAACUUUCGAAAUCCUAUUGGUUUUAGGACAACCUUCAAAGAUGUAAUUAUUAUCCCCGGUUUGCUGACAAAAACCCCUCAGGUUUUGUAUGAAUUUCAGAAUCUAGAAAGAGAUCCUUUUUAAAAAAAAAUUUAAAAAAUUCUUUUGUUUUUUUGUUUUUUGUUUUGUAGUCAUGACUGUCCUGGAAUUAAUUCUCUAUGUAGACCAGGCUGGUCUCAAAUUUACAGAGAUCCACCUGAGUGCUCUCUGCCUGAAAACAAUUAGAAUGUGCGACGUAAGGAGCGUUCCACAAACUUUACCUGAAUCUCCCUGCUGCUCAGUCGCCUCUAGGAUAACAAGUUAGGAUUUUAACUGAGCAUCUAUGGUUCCUGUCUCCAGGGUUUAGGGAAAAGGAAAUAUAUACAGACAGGAGCUUUUGUGAUGGCGGGCCUUCUACUGAUCCACCAAGUGUUUGAAUCCGAAUGCAGACUCAAUGAUUUAAAAUUACUUGUCAACAAGCCCUUGAAUUAAGUGACUUACUGGGAACCAAAACAGGAGAAGUAACAGGAACCCCCUGCUUCGCUUCCUUCUCCUAAUGUUUUCCCCCCAACGCCCCAUGCUGAUUUUCAAAUGAAGAACAACAAAUGAAAUAACAGGCGAAGACUUUGUAAAUAUAGAGUCUUUUACAAAUCCAAGCACAAACAAAUCUGUAAGUGGUAGGGAAACCCAGGCCACGAAUUUUGUGAUGGCUUCUGUUCAUACAUUAGGAAGCCUGAUGGGAACCCCACUAAACAAUUAGUUACCAGCUGUUGGCUUUAAUCUGAUCAUUUACAAAAAUACAGCAGCUCCUUACUGGUAGUAAAUCUGAUAUACAUAAAACCAAUAACAUGCUGGUGAUUGACACUUUCUUGCAAAUGCUAUCUGGGUGGUGGAAACUGGUUUAAUUCUUAAUUCCAGAAAUAUCAAUAAAUUUAUAUCUGUCUUCCCGAGAGAGCUGGAGAGAAGACACUGAAGUCUUAGAGAGUACAUAUUGUGAUUUCUUCCACAAUGGAGAGCACCGUGUUAAUUUGGAGAAACUCAUUAAUGUGUAGGUUAGUCCUAGUAGUGCCUCUUAAUUAAAUUUCAAUGGAUGGAAGGAGUAUUAGGAACAGAAUACAUAAGAGAUUUUACAGAAUCUCGGAUUGAGGCAAGUCACUGGUUAUUUCUACUGUGCAUGCUAAUUUACAAAUAGUUCAAUAAGGAUUCAAUUUGUGUCAUCCUGGCAUUUACAAGGGCACAUGAAGAAGUCUUGCUUGUCUCUAUUCACCAAAUAGCAGUUUGCAGACCCUUACAAGUUCCCAUAUGUUAUCGAAAAACAUUUUCCAAGAAAUUGGCAGGACUGCAGCUUGUAGUUGAUGCCAGCUUCUUCCUGGGGCCAAUUCAACAGAGAAGAGAGAGAAGGCAAAAGGAAAAAAAAAAAAGAAAAGAAAAGAAAAGGCCUUCCUUGUGUUAGUGGCUGAAUUACUCUGACAAGCUUUCACCUUGCCCCUCCUCUUAUUAAUAUUCUUUUUGAUGUGAGCUUGUAAAACAGAGGAUUGGCUGUUAAUCUCCAAGAUCUCAAGGGCUUUUGGCAGUGGCCCAUAAUUGAUGUGUUCACAUGGCUGUUGUCUGACUACUAAUGAUCAGACAGCAGCGUUAUCUACCAGGUAAAUCUGUGUUGCUUAUAAAUCACACUUGAUAAACUGAAGUUUCAUUUCUUCAAAGAGUCCGUACAGAAUGCCAGGGGCCUUUCAUGAUUCUCUGACAGCUUAGAUUGGGUUUAUUUUUCAUUUCUGUUUGACAAAAUAUUAGACUCCCUAACUUGAGGGAAGGGGAAUUUGUUUUGUUUCUCUAACGAGGCAGCCAGAGGACGGGGCGAUAAGCAGAGAAGGAUGACCUGCCUUCUACCCAGAGGAUGCACAGAUUGGGGUGGCAGAUGGAAUUCCGAUAGUGUUGCCAUCCUUCAAGGUGAGUGGAGUUUGGUCCAUGGCAUAGUGAAAGACAAAGGGCAGAGGAACGUUCUAAGAAUGUGGGCCUGGGCUCAGAUUGUGACAUGGUUGGGGCAGGGUAACUGGAACUGUGAGAUUACAGUAACCAUUCAGUCACAGUGUGUGUUGAGCCUGUGUGUCAGGUAUGACUUCCUUCUAUGGAAGGCCAAGAGGAAGAAGACAGAAGGUUUUACACAAUAAGGUAACCACCACAGAACUUCUGUCUUCUGUCCUUCACCACUCACUGGGGAUACUUAAGGCCACAAAUACACCCAGAGUUCCCCCUCUAAUCUGGAGAUGUGAAACCAGGUUACCGGACGCACAUUUACGAUGUGAUAUGACUGGGAACUUCCGCUAAGUCAUGGUUGUUUGUUUUGGUCACAAACUCCUGUGACUCUGAGCUAACUUCCAGCAUGUAUAAAAGGGAAAAACAAGAGGACUAAAUUUCAUAGCUCAUUCUGUAAAUAUUUUGUAAAUAUUCAUGUCCUUUGACUUUUCUUACAAAGAAUUUCGCUAAAGCAUUGGUUUGUGUAUAUGUGUAUUAUAUAUAUGUGUAUAUACAAUACAUAUGUUAUAUAUGAUAUUGAAUAUUUACAAUAUCCUAUACAUGAUACAAGGUCUCUCUGUGUAGUCCUUGCUUUCCUGGAGCUCCCUAUGUAGACCAGGCUGGCCUCAAACUCACCAAGAUCUUUCUGCCUCUGAUUCCCCAUCUGCGUCACCAUAAAUUCUUAGAUUUCAAGGAAAGGGUUAAAAUUGUGAUAUUUAAGAAUGAAUUUUGUUUUGUUGUGUUUUUGAGAUAGGGUUGUACUCUAGCUGGGCCUGAAACUACUGGUGAUUCCCCUGCCUCAGAUUCCUGGUUUCUGGGAUUACAAACACCCCAAGCACUAUGCUUGGCUAAAAACCUAGGUUGGCCUUGAAUUUUCAGUAAUUCUCCUGCCUCUGCUUUCCCAGUGCUGGGAUUAGUGGAGUGCGCUAGUUAUUAUACCUGGGCUGAAACAAAUUAAAAACAUAGUAUUUUAAAGAGAAACUUACACAGUUUUGAGAUGUGUUGGAAGUUAUUUUCUUUACCAAAAUGGGUAGCUUUUUGGCCAGUGACGUGGUUCGGUUAAAGAAGCAUUUGCCAUCAAGUCUGAGGAGCUAAGUUUGAUCCCCAGGACCUGCAUGUUAAAAGGAGAGAACUCACACCUUGUCCUCUGACCACCCCAUGUGCGCAUUUGGAUGGUUCCACAUUGGAUGGCCAUCCCAAAAAAUAGAUCUCUUUUUAUUAUUAUUUUAAUGUAUAGCGUGAUUCAGGGUAAAAUCAUGUGGCAUCUGGUGGAAAUAGGGAUUUCCUCAUUGUGAUAGUUCAAAGAGGUGUUGCAACUCUUUCAAACCAGGAGAAUGUCCUUAAUUAAUAGCAAAGCUACUGAAGUGAAUUCCACCAGUCCACCCCUCGACCCAGUCCAACCCAACGCAACCAAGCACAGCUUAAGAUCAUAGGAAACCAAAGCUAUACACAUCUCCAAGUACUACGUUCUUGAGUACUUUACUAUUUUUUAAGAUUCAAUAAGAGGUGUGUGGGGGGGGGGUGCGCUCGCUCGCUAGCUCAUGGGUACUAACGGAGGCUGUUGAAACCUUUAAAGCUGGGGAUACAGUUAGUUAUAAGCCAUAGAUUCUGGGAAUUCAACUCAAAUUCCCUCAAAGUACGGGCUCUUAAUUGCCGAGCCAUCCCUCAAGCCCAGUUUUUAUGUUUUAAUCCUAGGUGCCAAAUGUAUUCCUUAUCUGGCAACAGUGGCCAGACAUGAGCAUUCCCUUUUCCUGGAAAUAUGCUGUAAUUAAAAUUAGCACUACCAUCAAGGAGUGGAUGUUUAUUGAUAAACGUCAAUGCUGAUUAACAAAGGAACUUAUUUCUGCUACUUACCAUGAUUGAUGGUUCUGAGUAAUUCCUUUUUUUUAUUAUUAAACAAAAACAAUUUCAAUGUAAGUUGUUUGGGUUAAGGUUAUUAGAUUUUAAUAUACUGGAAAAAUAUCCAUGAUUAACUUUGAGAAGCUAGUUCUUUGCCUAUUCAAAUGGAGUCUUCAUUGAACUUUGUUAUAGAAUCAACGAUGUAGAGUUUCUAAUAGCUGUAAAUUAUGGGACGAAGUGCAUUAAGAGAUGUAGAGUGCAAUUUUCAUUAUAAAAAAUGUGUGCGUGUAGAAAGGCUGGAUUAUGGUAUUAAAAAUAAAAUACUGAGAGCACUGAGAAUAUUUGAAGUUUUUUAAAAUCUCAUCUUUAAAUAAUAACCCACCUGUGCGUUUUAUAAAGUUUAUAGCCAUUAUAGCAAAAAUAAGCAUGAAUUCUUUAAUUUUUAAAAGAUAGCAGUUUUUCUUGACUGAUGAUUUAAAUAAUGACUCAAGUCAGCUUGAUUUAAAUUUAGCUGAGUCUACUUCUAAAACUGCAGGUGUUUAUUGACUAACUGGAGAAAUGAAUAAAAUUUUAAUAUAGAUAUGAACAACUCCAGUGGCCACCUUGUGCUGGGAGUUUGGUAAUAGUGUAUGGAGAAAGCCCCUGUCAUUUUUGGAAGAGCACAUUCUAAGAAAUCUAUGAUUCACAUGUUAAGAAAUCUUGGACAUUCGGGACAACCCUCUGAAAAACAUAGCCACAUCUUUUUUCUGUUUUCAUGUGACUAAGAUUUAGAACAGACAGUAUUUAUUAGGUAUGAAUGAGGCUGCGUGAAGCGUCCUUGAAUUAGUAAACCUCCAUGGCCACCGUUUAUGUGUGUGUGCCUGUGUGUGUAUGUGUUUGCGUGCGUGCGUGCGUGCGUGCGUGUGUGUGUGUGUGUGUGUGUGUGUGUGUUUAAUUUCAAGUUCUCCUUUGUCAGCCUCCUCACAGUGGGGUUAGAGAUACACGAUCAACAUUUUACCUAGGUACAAGAGACAUGAACUCAGGUCCUCGUUUUUACUGACUGAUUGAGCUGUCCUCCCAGCCCCCUGGGAUAGUCUAAAAUUAGAUUUUUUUGUCUGUCUGUCGUGUUUUGCUUUACCCUUUUAAGAUUUACUUUUGUUUAUGUAUGCAAGAGCUUUCUUGGUUGGUUUUGAGACAGGGUCUCACUGUAUAGCUCUGGCUGGCCUGAAACUCUUUGUAAACAAAUCUGGCUUCAAACUCACUAAAAUCUGCCUGACUCUACUUCCUGAUUGCUGAAAUUAAAGGUAUGCGCCACCAUGCCCAGCUCUGUGAGUUUAUGUACACCAAGGGCAAACAGAAUCCAUGGUGACCAGAGAAGUUACAAGCAGUUGUGAGCUGCCCCACUGGGUGCGGGGAACUGAACCAGGGUCCUUUGCAAGAUCAGUAAGCACUCAUAACCACUGAGCUAUCUGCUGUCUCACACUGAGUCUUUGUAACUUCUCCUGAUGGUCUAAAUUAUCUUCUGAAAUAAAACAUAUCUAAAAAUAUUUUGGAAAUUUGAAUGUCCAGAGAAUAUGAUUCUGUUAACACCUCCUCUGUCUGGGUGUCUAUAAAUAAGAGAUAUUAGUAAGUGUGAAAGGUUUUUAAAUUUGCAUUUGUGAUUCAUAAAGAUCUCUUUCUUUUCUUUUUCUUUUUUUUUUUUUUAAUUCUGGAGGUUCUACUGUGGCAUCGUUGUUACACACCUUCAGAGUGCCAUUUUAUAGAUGUUGACAGCAGAAGACUGAUCCCCAGUCUUCACCUAGGGUUUUGCCCAGAAUACAAGUUUUUAGAGGAGGGAAAAAAAAAUCACCCUUUGUCCAAAUCUCAUCAAACACCAGAUUCUAAGUGGCUGUAAAUAUUGAACGUUACUUUAGCCACCUCAGCCGGUGACACAUUAAACAGACGGUGAACUUUGCUGUACUUGGUGCCUUAGGGAUGGAUCACUGGGUGGAGGAGGACCUGGCAGGGGAGCAUGAAACGGCUUGAUCCCCACAGGUUUUGUGACUCCUCUUUUCUCCUGGCUGCCAAGGAGACGCCACAGGUUGAGGUGUUGAGGCAUUAAGGGUUUUGCAAAGGCGGUGAGUCAGUGAGUGAGUAAGGAGCACUGACAUUGAGUCAUCAUCUGCGCUGAGACGGAAGCUCCUGGUCAGUGAGAGGACCACACACCACGAGUGGCCUGUAGCUAUAAGGGUGAAGUGAUGGAAAGUGCUUGAAAAUGCUAACAACCCUGUUCUUCUGGCUGGCGAGAGACAGGGAGACUUCAGCCAGCUCCUGGUGGGGUUGAACAUCGGACCUCUGACACCAGUUUCCUUUUAAAUCGGGUCUUCUUUGAUUGAGGCUACCUCCUGAUGACUAGGGCCAUCAUUCUGAUCAGCCUCCCUUUCUUCCUCAGCUCUUUUGGGGUUUAUUGUAUUCCUUCCUCCUUCCUUACAGCCCUCCUUGAGAACUGUGUUUGAAAUCAUCCUCAUCCCCCACCUUCUCAAGUCUUAGCUGUGUUGGAGUUCAGCCAUGGCAUCUUAUAACAUAAUAAAUUUCAAAAUAUCUCUCUCUUUCUCUCUCUCUCUCUCUCUCCCUCUCUCUCUCUCUCUCUCUCACACACACACACACACACACACACAAACACACACACACUUAUAUAAAAGUCCAAUAUGGGCCUUACCCAAUGUGCCAGAUGAUUUUUCUAUACCCCUACUUCAGAAGCUCACACCUUAUUUUUUAGUUUCACAGAAACCCCUAGGUUCUUAUCCUUGCCUGAACUCUUGAAUUCCCUCUUGUGCUUGCCAGCUCACUAAACUGUCAGUCCCUAAACUAAAGUAGCAUUCAGGAUGGCUUAGAUCUAUCCUAGCCUCUGAUUUCUUCCUUAGGCCAAGUCCUCCACAGGUUUAUAAAUCCACCACAGUACACUCACUGCCCCGCCCCCUUGAUGCUCCCAUAAUGCCUUGGGCUUAACUGACCAUCUGAACCCUGACCAUAUUCUCUACUCUGCAGUGACUAUUCAUCUCUGCUGGAACAAUGCUUGCCACAUAGAAGCACCUGACAGACAGAUACUGGAUAAGAGGAUGACUUCCCUAACAGUUGACCCCCUGUUUACAGUGCCGGCACCACCGCCGCCGAUUGCCAGCAGUCUCGCACCUCAGAUUCCGCCCUCCUACUUUUCCCCAUCUUCAUCCAAUAUUGCAGCACCAGUCGAACAGCUUUUGGUUCGGACUCGGUCCGUGGGUGUCAAUACGUGUGAAGUUGGAGUAGUGACAGAGCCAGAGUGUCUUGGGCCCUGUGAACCUGGGACCAGUGUCAAUUUGGAAGGGAUCGUGUGGCACGAAACAGAAGAAGGUGUCCUAGUGGUCAAUGUCACGUGGAGGAACAAAACGUACGUGGGGACCCUCCUAGACUGCACCAAGCAUGACUGGGCCCCUCCCAGGUUUUGCGAAUCACCGACAAGUGACCUGGAGAUGCGAGGGGGCCGGGGCAGAGGAAAGAGAGCGAGAUCCGCUGCGGCUGCCCCCGGUGCCGAGGUCAGCUUCACAGAGUCCAGAGGGCUGCAGAGCAAGAACAGAGGGGGAGCCAAUGGGAAAGGGAGGCGUGGCAGCCUCAACGCCAGCGGACGAAGAACACCCCCAAACUGUGCUGCAGAGGACGUAAAAGCCAGCCCUUCCUCAACCAACAAAAGGAAGAACAAGCCCCCAAUGGAGCUGGAUCUGAACUCGAGCUCUGAGGACAGUAAGCCCGGGAAGAGAGUGCGCACGAAUUCCAGAAGCACCCCUACCACCCCUCAGGGGAAGCCAGAGACUACUUUUUUGGACCAAGGCUGCUCCUCUCCAGUGUUAAUUGACUGUCCCCACCCAAACUGCAACAAAAAGUACAAGCACAUAAACGGCCUGAGGUACCACCAGGCACAUGCGCACUUAGACCCAGAAAACAAGCUAGAGUUCGAGCCUGAUAGCGAGGACAAGAUCUCAGACUGUGAAGAAGCCUUGAGUAACGUGGCCCUUGAUUGCAACGAGCCAAGCACAAGUGUGUCAUCUUAUGACCAGGUGAAGGCACCUGGGUCCCCCGGGGCUGGGAACCCCCCUGGGACACCCAAGGGAAAGAGAGAGCAUGUGAGCAAUGGCCCAGGUCCUAUUAUAGGUUCAAAAACUGGGAAGAAUUCUGGCAAGAAGAGGGGCCUUAACAAUGAACUGAGCAACCUUCCGGUCAUCUCCAACAUGACAGCCACCGUAGACAUUUGUUCAGCAGCAGACGGCAGUCUAGCUGCGGAAAUGCCCAAACUGGAAGCGGAAGGACUGAUUGACAAGAAAAGUUUGGGGGAUAAAGAAAAGGGCAAAAAAGCAAACAAUUGCAAAAUGGAUAAAAACCUCUCUAAACUGAAAAGUGCCCGACCCAUUGCCCCCGCCCCCGCCCCUACGCCUCCACAGCUGAUUGCUAUACCGACAGCAGCCUUCACAUCCACCACCACGGGGACCAUACCUGGACUGCCCUCCCUCACAACCACUGUGGUCCAGGCUACACCAAAGAGCCCUCCAUUGAAACCUAUUCAACCAAAGCCCACAAUUAUGGGGGAGCCCAUCACCGUGAACCCAGCUCUGGUGUCACUCAAAGACAGAAAGAAAAAGGAGAAGCGAAAGCUGAAGGACAAAGAAGGGAAAGACACUGGAGGUCCCAAAAUGGAUUCUAAGCUGGGGAAGCUGGAGGAUGCCAAGGUGGCUAGCAAGGAUUUGUCUGGGCAUUUUUUAAAGGACCAUCUCGGUAAGAGUGAAGGGCUGGCCAACGGAUUGUCAGAGUCUCAGGAGAGCCGCAUGGCCAGCAUCAAAGCCGAGGCCGAUAAGGUUUACACGUUCACGGACAAUGCUCCCAGCCCUUCCAUCGGGAGCGCCUCACGCAUGGAAUGCAGUACCCUGGUGAAUGGGCAAGCACCCAUGGCACCACUGCACGUGUUGACACAGAAUGGGGCUGAAAGUGCAGCAGCUAAGACCAGCAGCCCAGCCUAUUCGGACAUAUCAGAUGCUGCAGAUGAUGGUGGUUCUGACAGCAGGUCAGAGGGCAUGAGGUCAAAGGCCAGUUCCCCAUCAGAGACCUUUUCUAACAAAGAUGGUGUUGUGAAAGGGCAUCCUCAAACUUCAGCACAACCAUCUCAGCUGAAAGAGUCCCAUUCUCCCUAUUACCAUGGCUACGAGCCUUACUAUUCUCCAAGUUACAUGCACCCUGGACAGGUUGGUGCCCCGGCAGCUGGGAACGGUGGGAGCGCGCAGGGCAUGAAGAUCAAGAAGGAGUCAGAGGAAGACGCGGAGAAGAAGGACAAGGCGGAGCAGCUGGAGUCCAAGAAAGCAGAGCAUCCGUCAGCAUCCCUGCAGCCUCAGCACCAGUCAGUCAUCACGCAGAGACACCCCGCCCUGGCGCAGUCCCUCUACUACGGCCAGUAUGCCUACGGGCUCUAUAUGGACCAGAAAUCUCUGAUGGCCACCAGCCCUGCCUACAGACAGCAGUACGAGAAGUACUAUGAGGACCAGAGGCUGGCAGAGCAGAAACUGGCCCAGAGUGGGAGAGGAGACUGUGAAAGAAAGGCUGAACUCCCCUUGAAAGAGCUGGGCAAGGAAGACAGUAAACAGAAAAACAUACCAUCAGCCACUGUCUCUAAGGCUCCCUCUACCCCGGAGCCUAACAAAAACCAUUCUAAAGUAGGGCCAUCAGUGCCUAAUAAAACUGAGGAGACAGGUAAAUCCCAGCUUCUCUCCAGUCACCAGCAGCAGCUUCAGGCCGACAGCUUCAAAGCUAAGCAAAUGGAAAACCACCAGCUUAUUAAGGAGGCUGUAGAAAUGAAGUCUGUCAUGGACUCUAUGAAGCAGACAGGUGUAGACCCAGCCUCGAGAUUUAAACAAGAUCCGGAGUCAAGGACGUGGCAUCACUAUGUGUACCAGCCCAAGUAUCUGGACCAACAAAAGCCAGAAGAACUUGACCGAGAAAAGAAGCUAAAAGAGGACAGUCCAAGGAAGACUCCCAACAAAGAGAGUGGCACGCCCAGCCUUCCUGUGUCCUUAACAAACAUCAAAGAGGAGCCUAAAGAUGGCAAGCGUCCCGAUUCUCAGUCCGUGGAGGAAAGCAAGCUGAAGAACGAAGAUCGAAAGACGCCUGUGAACUGGAAGGACUCUCGGGGGACACGAGUGGCUGUGUCCUCACCCAUGAGUCAGCAUCAGUCCUACAUACAGUACCUGCAUGCUUAUCCGUAUCCACAGAUGUAUGACCCCAGCCACCCUGCAUACCGGGCUGUCUCUCCUGUCCUAAUGCACAGUUACCCUGGGGCCUAUCUCUCUCCAGGAUUUCAUUAUCCUGUUUAUGGGAAGAUGUCUGGGAGAGAAGAGGCAGAGAAAGUCAAUACCAGCCCCAGCAUCAGCACAAAAACAGCCAGUGAAGCCAAAGCCCUGGACCUACUCCAACAUCACGCCAACCAAUACCGAAGCAAGUCCCCUGCUCCUGUGGAAAAGGCUUCCACGGAGCGGGAGCGGGAACGGGAGGCAGAGCGGGAACGGGAUCGCCACUCCCCCUUCAGCCAGCGGCACCUGCACACACACCACCACACCCAUGUUGGCAUGGGCUACCCUCUCAUCCCUGGUCAAUACGACCCUUUUCAAGGCUUGACCUCCGCCGCCCUAGUUGCCUCUCAGCAGGUGGCUGCCCAGGCAUCUGCUUCUGGAAUGUUUCCUGCACAGAGAAGAGAAUAACAGAAUCGGAAGUGUCCGGUGUCAUGUGACUGGAUCACAUGGGGAAGCGCUUUAUAUAGACAUCAGUUCCAUGGUGUUAAUUUGAAAUGCCUUAAUGGCAGGCAAAAACCAGUCAUUUCAUUUUUGUAAAUUACAGAUUUUAUCACAGAGUAACAAAUGUUGCUGUAAUUAAACUUCUGUUUUAUAUAUAUGUAUAUAUAUACGUAUACAUAUCUGUAUAUAUACACAUAUAUAUAUAUAUACAUAUAAAUAUAUUCUUUACUUUUUUGUAACAGUAACCAGGCUCGCACACACAGGGUCUGCUGCCAAGUUGCAAACCACUCAGUAAAGGAAAUUAAAAGAGAAAAAAAAUGUAUUUGUCAUGUUGAAAGUGUUAGCCACAACAGGCUGCCUACACUCUUUUCCUUUUAAAUUGUAAAUAAAUAAUGUUCUGUAUCAGUGUGCCUGAACCUUGCAUAUCCUUCAUCUCUCUCCCAUAAAACCCCUCAGAAAGGCCAACUGUGAUGAUGACACUUGGUACAAUUUAGAUGUCUAAUUGGUGGCUCCUCUUAAAGAUGCAUCAGUGUAAAAAUGUUCCCGUGGUCACUCUUUGUACUUGUUUAUUGUGGAAAUAAAUACUUUUUGGAAGGCAUGGGGUUGCCAGAACCACAAAAACUGUGUUGUAUAUAUAAUGUAAAAAUUAAGAUAGGGAAAUAAUGAGCAUCUGUGAAUAAUGAGGUGUCAGUUUUUGAUAAUCUUGAAUGGCAGAUAACCCAAUAGCCUGCAUACCAGAGACAUCUGCGAUCGCUCUCUUACUUGAAUAGCCCUUCGGUCUCUUUUUUUUUUUCUUUAAUGUUUACAGUUAUACAAUUUUAGAGGAGAAGGAUUUUAACGCCAUUGCCUGGUUACUUGUUUUAUGCUGUAAUCUAGUUUAUUUUAUGUAAAAUGUAUAUUGAAUGCUUUCCUUUUUAUACCUGCCUUAAAUAAUUUGGCAAUCAGAAUUAAAAAGGUUUUGUUUUUUUUUUUUUAA
This is a messenger RNA of Rattus norvegicus (Norway rat), 35403 nucleotides long. RefSeq names its product zinc finger protein 608 (gene Zfp608). Gene Ontology annotation, biological process: negative regulation of transcription by RNA polymerase II. NCBI's taxonomy places the organism in Eukaryota, Metazoa, Chordata, Mammalia, Rodentia, Muridae. The record is from RefSeq and is a predicted model, not a curated record.